AUGUUUUCCAGCGUUUUCAAGACUGGAUUUCGCUCACUAAAUCCAUUAGAAAGUCUGCAAGUAACCGCUAGGCGUUUUACACAUGAAUAUGCUCCACGUUUCAAGAACCAGACUAAGAAGCAAAAGGGUCGUGUGCCAGUGCGUACCGGUGGCUCUACUAAGGGUAAUUCGCUUCAAUUUGGUCAAUUUGGUUUAAGAUUGAAGUCUGAAGGUGUGAGACUUACUGCGUUACAGUUGAAGGAAGCCGAUAAUGCUAUUAUGAGAUACGUUAGACCUUUGAAUAACGGUCAAUUAUGGCGUCGUUUGUGUACAAACAUUGCUGUUUGUAUCAAGGGUAAUGAGACCAGAAUGGGUAAAGGUAAGGGUGGAUUUGACCAUUGGAUGGUCAGAGUACCCACCGGUAAAGUGAUCUUUGAGAUGGCAGGUGACAAUCUACACGAGAAAGUAGCACGUGAGGCGUUUAGAAAGGCAGCAACCAAGCUUCCUGGCCUAUACGAAUUCAUAUCGAAAGAUUCUCUGGUAAGAGUAGGUAUCAAGAGUGUAAAAGAUCCAAAGGACGAUCCAAAGAUCAAUUACUUUGAAGAACUAAAGAAGAAACCUACAAAGGAAUAUAUUACAAAGUUGAAGUCCCAGCAACCGGAAUAUAGAAUGUUCAGGGCUCGUUGA
Kluyveromyces lactis is the source of this 666-nucleotide messenger RNA. It is a transcript of the gene MRPL16, whose product is annotated as mitochondrial 54S ribosomal protein uL16m. Gene Ontology annotation, molecular function: rRNA binding; structural constituent of ribosome. Bases 1 to 666 code for a protein of 221 amino acids. The record is from RefSeq and is a predicted model, not a curated record. Gene Ontology annotation, biological process: mitochondrial translation. Lineage: Eukaryota; Fungi; Ascomycota; Saccharomycetes; Saccharomycetales; Saccharomycetaceae. The transcript has a single exon. Gene Ontology annotation, cellular component: ribosome; mitochondrial large ribosomal subunit.